AUGCGCUAUGCCGAACUGGUCCAACGCCAGCCGCUACAUUGUGGGAGCUUCCAUACGGACAGGGAACGGACAACUCUUGGGCCGUCGCCUGCUCUGUGCAACGCCGGUACUAACCAAGAGCUUGCCUACACCGUUCUGCGGCCCUCUCUUGGCUAUCUCGUAGCACUCGUUGUCUUCUUCUUUCAGAACAAACACCGUAAGCAGGAGGGAAAUUCGACGCAGACGUCAGAAAUACAGACACAGAUCUGUGUUGACCCCUCUGUGGCUCCGAAUGUCACUGCCACCGCCGCUGGCGUGGAAUCCACUGGGUCGUGCUCCAACUUCUCGCCAAGUGACGCUGCAUCACUAACCGAGGGGACCCCACAGUGUCCAGCUAGUCGUGACUUCAAUUCCGAUGCUGGACAGAGAGGAUCAAAGUCAUACGUUCCAUACGGGACUCAAGCUCACACAUCAUCAGCACCGAAGGCCAACGGUAGGAGUUCGCACGGCAUGCAGACUUGCUUGGCCGAUGCCAACAACAAUUCUCUUCUCACUGAGGCUAUGCAGGACCCUGGUACGGAAAGUGCAAAUCCUGUAGCCGCUUUGAGGAAGUCCCAACACAACUGCUCAUCAGCGGUAUCCAGGCAGCCUCGUAUACCGCUUGUAGGAAAUCGGGCAACAGCAGAUGCUUCAGCUGGGGACCUCCUUGCGCCGCCAGAUGGACAGCUACAAGAAGGAGCUUCAUCAAUCGGAAGCGAGCUCAGGACCGUUUCAUACUCAGCUCCUGCUGCUCCGGAGGCGAGAACCUCAGGGACAGAUACACCAACGUCGCAGUCGAGUGUGGCUGCAGCAGUGCUACAGACAAACGCCUCACGCGAAGCGGAGUUGCAUUGGCAAGGCCAUCAACGUAACGCAGCAUCCCCUGAAUCCGCAAGUUCGCAAAUGGCGAAAAGCGUAUCUCCAGCGGGGGUAGUUCGCAUCGGAGGCCGUAACCGCCGGAAACGGACAAAAUAUGACCUCGCAUACAGACAAAUGGAAGAGCUAGGCCCUUUUGAAGAAGAGGCGAAGUCUGUGGAUUUGACGAAGGUUUCUGGAAACAGCUUCGCUUUAGAGGUCCUGCGCAACCCUCAACAGUAUUCAUACAAAGCGUGGGAGAACGGGUUUGCUUGGCCUGUCGGAGCCGAUGGCCGCCGCCUGUUGUUACGAAAGCUUCGAGGAGUCUUCUGGUCCAAUCCGGAAAAGUGGCAGCGAGUUCUGCAAGAAAACAACCUUUACAGGAGAGAUUUGUUCACGCUGGCUACAGUUCAGGAACUAUUCAAAGUAACGCAUCUAAUGGGCGCAGAAGCGUGGGACUUCCUUCUGAAGUGUACAGCCUUGACGCAGAAGUGCGACGCGCUCACCAGCAAGGAUCUUGACACUGGACGUGAAGAUGAACCGGCAAGUAUUAGCCCUCGUGGAGCAGGUAGGCAUCACAUGUCAAGCAUGGAUGCAUGCAAGUCAGAAGAUGGAGUAAAUUCCCCACCGGACAAGAUGCUUGGCACUGGUGUGCCGUCUUCAGCAUUUUUGCGGAAAAGGGUACCUCAGGCUGUGCGAGCGGACAGGGAUGUGAACAAGCGCAGCCGUGGCCGCCCUCGAAAGGUUCCAGUGAAGAUUCAGAGAGUUGCGUCAGAAGCUGAAGAUGCAUCUGAGGUCUCACCAACCAGACAUCUGCAUACGGGCUUGUCAACACCUACCAGUGAGGCGUUUCGGUGGCUUCCCGAGGCAGAGUCUUCUCACUACGCAGAAGGGUGUCGUUCCUUAUUUCAUUCAGCAGUAGGCGACAAGGUGGAAAACACAUCUGUACAGCCGGAGGAAGACAAUAAAGCGGAUGGAGGAACUGACUUACUCGAAGCAAGCAUCAGUGAACAGAGGCGCUUGCUCGCUUCCUUUAUGCGCACAGCACCUCCAGUUGUUUCCACCCAUGAUAGCUUCUGCUUACCAGCUACGGGAAAGGCUGCAACAUCGGCCCCAGAACUGCGACUCACGCUCGGUGGAAAGCCCAGCAACAGUAUGCUAAUGCUAUCGACCCAUUAUGCGUUUAUGGCGCAGUUCAUGCAAUGUUGCAUGCUUGUGGAAGUUCAAAGGUCCCUCUUGAAGAUCGCCGAGGAAUUCAAAACUCUCUGGCCCUCAGAUAGAGAUCUCCGAGAAAGUUCUUUCCAACCGGAAAGCGGAGGUAUGGACCCAGCAGCACGAGCAUGCUUUGAUUCGCUUGUUCGCAGCAGCAACGUGCACAUGCAGUUCGUACAGGUUAUUGUGGAGCAGCUGCAGAACCAGGCCAGCGCCGAUUCUAUGCCAUGCGCCUCUGAGAGGCAGCCUACACCCUUCAAGCUUAACGAACAUUUCAGUGCUACAAUUCAGCAGUUGCAGAUUCAGCACAUGAGGGAUCGGUUGAUGUUUGCUUCCCCUGAACAAGCACCAGCUAUAGCAAGUGAAGUUAUAGAAGCACUUCGGGAUAUGGCUGUGCACGUGGAGCAACGCCCGACUGCGCCGGCUGAGGGGUUAGAAACGGCGCGCAGAGCAGACGAUGGAGGCCCACAGACUCGCCUAGAUUAA
This is a messenger RNA of Eimeria maxima, 2571 nucleotides long. RefSeq lists its product as hypothetical. The transcript has 8 exons. Lineage: Eukaryota; Apicomplexa; Conoidasida; Eucoccidiorida; Eimeriidae. The record is from RefSeq and is a predicted model, not a curated record. The coding region runs from base 1 to 2571 and encodes 856 amino acids.